CUUGAGAAAAGCGCAAAUAUCCGAGCAGGACUCUGUGCUGGUAUGCUGUCACUCCAGCCAACCGAUCGAGUGCGUAAUGCUGAGCCAGUGUCGUGUGAUUUGCUCCUCAAUCCUGAAGUAGCGCGUGGUGUUUAGAGAAAUAAAGGAAUAUUCAGCUGGUCACUCGGGAGGAUGAACUGGAAUUCCGCUGACUCUAUUUGUCUUUGUGACAGUUUGGCUCUCUCCACCUUGGGGUUGAUAUCUCUUCAAAUCUCAAGCAUGUCUCCAGUCUACUCACCCCCCAAAUACACCACCGGCUCGACCCUCUUAAGUCCAUACAGUUCCUAUGACCCCUGCGAUCCCACCCUGGGAUAUAUUGUCAGAGGUCAACCUCAGCUUUCCAGGUAUGCUCCUUCCACUUCCCGCUACCUGAACCCUAGCCCUUGCCUCGCCCGAGGCAUCCUGUUCUUUCCCCAGGAGCCUGAACGUGGGCGAGCUGCCCCCCAUUCAGAGCCACACAUCGGCCGCCGGAGUGAGAGCUACAGUAGGAUGCAGGUUAAAGGUCAGUUUCCCAGAAUUAAUGGGGCAAGGGGCCGUUCGCCUUCAAGGACUGGAUAUACCUGCACGUCUCCCCAAUCGAGGCAGUGCAGGUCGGUCAGUCAGUCAGACCUGAUGCGGGAGCUGGCCACCCUGGAGAUCUGUGACCAAGGAGCAGUGGAGAGAGGAGUGUACACAGUCAAAGAGAGCAUGAUCAGGGGACGGACAGAUUACUCAGGGCCUCUCUACUGGAGAUCAGAGAACUCAAAGAAUGCCCAGGGUCUGGUGGGCCUCAGGAAUCUAGGAAAUACUUGUUUCAUGAACUCCAUUCUGCAGUGUCUGAGCAACACUCAUGACCUGAGGGACUACUGUCUGCGUAACACACAUCGCACUGACCUCAACAACAACUGCAGGGCCAAAGCUGCACUGAUGGAAGAGUUUGCCAAGCUCACUCAGAGUCUUUGGACAUCAGCUAGCAGUGAGGCCAUCAGCCCUUCUGACUUCAAAAUGCAGAUUCAGAAAUAUGCCCCUCGAUUUGUUGGUUACAAUCAGCAGGAUGCUCAGGAGUUCUUGCGGUUUCUGCUGGAUGGGCUUCAUAAUGAAGUAAACAGAGUGACAGUGAAACCCAGAUCGCCCAUGGAGGACUUUGAUCACCUCUCGGACGACGAAAAAGGCAAGAGAAUGUGGAACAAGUACCUGGAGAGUGAGGACAGCAAAGUAGUUGAUCUGUUUGUUGGUCAGCUGAAAAGUUCUCUGACUUGCAGUGAGUGUGGGUUCUGCUCAACUGUGUUUGAUCCAUUCUGGGAUCUGUCCCUGCCUAUCGCUAAGACUUCAGGAGAAGUAAGUUUGAUGGAUUGCCUCCGACUUUUCACCAAGGAAGAUGUACUAGAUGGGAAUGAGAGACCAACAUGCCACAGAUGUAAAACCAGAAGGAAAUGCACAAAAAAAUUCAUCAUUCAGAAAUUUCCGAAAAUCUUGGUGCUUCAUCUGAAGCGUUUCUCUGAGUGUCGAGUCCGAACCAACAAACUCUCCACCUUUGUAAACUUCCCCCUCAAAGAGCUGGACCUCAGGGAAUUUGCCUCUGAUAACAGUGUAAAUGCAGUCUAUAAUCUGUAUGCUGUGUCCAAUCACACUGGUACAUCUUUGGGUGGCCAUUACACAGCGUAUUGCCGCAAUCCCUGCAUAGGAGAAUGGUACACAUACAACGACUCCAGGGUGAGUCCCAUGUCAUCCAGCCAGGUGCGCAGCAGCGACGCAUAUGUGCUGUUCUAUGAAUCUGUGGCCUCUUCACGCAUGUGAUUUAAGAAUGAAAUGAACAAGCCUAGGAUUAAAUCAACCCUUUUGCUGCUGUUGAACUAAAUCUUGGUCAGAGUCUACAUGCUUGGAGGACCAUGGGACUUUAUCCCAGGCCAAACACACACCGGAACUGAAUUAUGGUCUUGGCCUACGAAUUGGAAUGAAGCCUGGGAUGAAAGUUUAAUCCAAGCCCGGAUUGAGCUUCACAGUAAGGGUUUCUCCAUCCAUCACUCCCCUUGAGAGAAGCUGCUGCUGUGGGGAAGGAUUUAACAAACUGUAAUGGACUGAGACAGACAGAGAAACAUGAACUACUACCUCUACUACCUGUGUGUGUGUGUGUGUGUGUGUGUGUGUGUGUGUGUGUGUGUGUGUGUGUGUGUGUGUGUGUGUGUGUGUGUGUGUGUGUGUGUGUGUGUGUGUGUGUGUGUGUGUGUGUGUGUGCGUGCGUGCGUGCGUGCGUGCGUGUGUGUGCGGAGUCAGUCUCCAGACUGAUACUGUAGGACUCUAUGCACUGUGUAACUGUAGCCAUCCGGCUCUACAGACAGUCACCACGACUCAAACAAUCCCCAUUCCCCAUCCCUUAUUUAAUUUUAUUAACAUGAGUUCAAUGUUUUACUUAAUUUCAAGCUAAUUACUACUAAUUUAAACAAGAGGUGCUGAGGGACCAUGUAGGUCAACUGUGUAAAUGAUGCUUGGAUUGUUCAGUGGAUUGUUUACUAUUUCGAACAGAUACAUUCCUUCAAGAUAUGUCUCUGCUUUGCUUGAUUUGCUAAAUUUAAACAGAAUAUGCACAUGGGAAGGGCUUAGUUUAAUGCUAAUGCAUGACUGUGCCUCUUCAAAAAUCCCUCACCAUUACAGAGAUAAUUGUAGGUCUGCCUCCUGGUGGCCAGGAGUUGUAAAACCCAGAAGAAAAACAAUGGACCCUUUACACAGACCAGAAUAGUGCAUUUCCAGUUUUUAACGUCAUCUAGUAAAGUUUGUUUUGUCAUUUCUUUUACUUUGUGUUAUAUUACCUUGGUAGACUAGGUAACACUGCUGUGAGGAUGUUUCUAGUAUAAUGACCUUUUCCUUUUCUGACCAACAUAAUCAAUCUCAAUAUUAUUUCCUCUUUAGGAAAGUCAUAGAAAUUCUACCAUAGAUUAUUUCCUUUGCUGUGGGAGCAAAUGGGAACAUGCAAAAAAUAUGUAUUUGUUGUAUUUUCCAUUCACCGCUAUGGAAGCAUA
Molecule: messenger RNA, 3035 nt
Organism: Carassius carassius (crucian carp)
Lineage: Eukaryota; Metazoa; Chordata; Actinopteri; Cypriniformes; Cyprinidae
Product: ubiquitin carboxyl-terminal hydrolase 2-like
Exons: 13
Coding region: 172-1815 (547 amino acids)
Biological process (GO): protein deubiquitination
Cellular component (GO): cytoplasm
Molecular function (GO): cysteine-type deubiquitinase activity
Source: RefSeq, a predicted model, not a curated record